AUGAUUAACGAUAGAGAGCAGAGUGUACAACAGAUGAUCUCCAAAAUCGUCACGAAAACUGUUGUGGAUCCUCUCAUGCGCGACACUGAUUCGACUGCUUGGAAAAUGUUACACGAGAUUGAAUUAGAGAACAAUAAUAGGCGUCUUCUUCUUCGUGCUCUCAUGCAAGAACAUCAGGAAGGGAACAUAAAAUCUACCAUUGUUGAGUGCCUUAAUCGUAAGCUCGAAACGUGUCCAGCAGAGGUGGAUGUGAUCUGGAUGCUUCUAGCAGAUCUGAGCGCUAUCUUCAAAGUAAAACCAAGGAAGGCUUUGGAGGCAUGGUACGCUAUUGAGGACGGAGAUACUAAUAACAGGGUGCGCUACGUUACGAGAGUGCUGUCGCGGUCCUAUGGUGAUUUGGAUGCUACUGCAAAAGGAGAGCUCUGUGCUGACAUCGAAACAAAGAUUACGAGUUUCAGAAUCGAUGCCACAAACAUUUCUUCCGCAUACCUUUGCGUGGCUAAACUUUUGGAUGCUGUCGGCGAGGAAUGCACCGGUAAGAAAAAAUUGGAAAAACUAGGUAAACGACUUCUCAGCCUGGGCCGUAGUCACAUACGUGAAUCACUACAGAAGAUCGAUGAGGAGUAUGAUUAUCCCGAAAGGCUGGAAGCUCGAGAAACGCUGCUCAUACGAGUCAUCACGACAAUCGGGGAAGUUGUUCAGUUUUCGCCGAGACUAAUGAAUGCAGCUGUGCGGCUGUUGGAUGCGCUCAAAACUAUACUGUCUUCGGACAUUUUCAAUGAGCAUGAACUCCCAGUUGUAAACUCGGCCAUACCAUCCAUACAGCCAACUCCUAUUCCAUCUCGUGCACAAUCACCAUCACCUGCCCAUUCUCGCGCGUCUUCUCCAGCUCCAUCCGUGUUCUCGACGAACGAGAAUCAGCUCUUCGAAUGUAAUGUAGGUAAUGGUUCUCGUUUUCAGGACGAUCAGCCGUUAUCCUCUCAAAAUGGUCCUGUGAUACCUCAACACAUUUUGAUAGCAGCUGUUUCAAAUCGCCGGUCAUUACUGACCCCGCGAGUGCGAGCGCAUGCAGUGUUAACGAUUGGCAAAUUUUGUCUCAUGGAUGAGAGAAUUGCUAAAUCUACCAUUCCCGUCUUCGUAAAACAACUGAAACUCAAUUCGGACCAUGUAAUCAGGAAUAAUAUUGCUCUAGUUGUCUGUGAUCUAUGUAUACGAUAUACAUCGAUGGUAGAUCGCUACUCUCCUAUUGUUGCUGCUUGUCUUAAAGACACGUCGACAUUGGUUCGUCAGCAAAUUUUAGAGUCGCUUACCUCUCUAAUCAAGGAGCAGUUCAUAAGAUGGGAAGGACAGAUUAUGUAUCGCUUUGUUUCAACAAUACUGGACGAGAACAAGUGUAUCAAGGAAUAUACUAAAUUCUGUUUGCGAGAUGUGUUGCUGCUUCAAUUUCCGGAACUGUUUUCCAAUCACUUUAUUGAAUGCCUCAUGUAUUUCAACAACGUGCCAGUGAGCUGUGAACGAGAUGGUGAGGUCCACGCAAUGAGGAGUGUGAUUUUAAAAUGGCUUUGUUUUGCAGCUGUGCAGGAAGUCGUCGAUCCAUCUCAUCGUGUUUCUCUUCACGGUCCUGAGAACGAAGAGAACCGGAUGACGAUCUAUAAAUUCAUGCUAAGCACCUUCGACGACACGCGUAAAUUCACUCUGAUGGCGCAUAUUUGUACACAAAUAAUCUGUCCGGUAAUGAAUGGGAAGCUCAAGUUUGAGGACCCGUGCGUUUUCGCUCUGCUCAGGGACUCACUCACGGUAAUGUCUCUCAAGGAAAUUAAAUUGAACAUGGAUGUAGGGAAAGGUCCAGACGAAGAGGACGAGCCUCCAGCAAUCGUUGUGGCAGCUGCUAAAGAAAUGAUUGCACAAACAUUCCGAAAAGCAAUGAUUGAGUACGUAAUGCCAGCGUUGCUGGAUCUACGUGUGUUUCUCAACGAAAAGCGGUCUAGUUUACGAGGGCCACUGUACUGCGUUUUCCGUGCUAUUUGUCGUGAGCACAAGGAGCAAAUAGACGCAUUUUUGGAUGGUGAUCAGCAGCUGAAAGCCGAAGUCGAGUAUGAUAUCCAUAGAUUUGAGCUACGGGAGAAACGAGAACGAGCUGCUGCUAAGAAACGCGCUGAGGAAGCAGCUAUAGAACGGCGACGUUCACGGCGCUCACUAGCCGUUGUAAACAGAGAACCAGCAGGGGAAGAUGAAGAAACAACCCAACAUCAGCACACAGACUCAGAACGUCGAAGCAGUCGUGACACUGGAGCAGCGCCAGGAACACCUGAGGCUUCCAAGUCUAGAAGUUUUGAGGACGUUCAAGUGGAUAUGUCCACUGAAGUCCGAAUACCUGUGAACAUUCAAGCACCACGUGAUGAAGUCGUUGCGCAUGUGGGUGAAGAGGGUGGUCCAACUAUUAAGGAAGAACCGAUGGAGGCAGAUUCAGCAUCGGAGGAAUUCCCGCAUGAGGAACGUGCUGAACUUGUCCAGGAAGCUGUGGCAGAGAUUGUCUUAGCGAAAGACCCAUACGAACAUGCGACAGUUUCCUUGGUUUAUUGUGAUGGCAAACGUAAGAGACGUACUCGUAGUUUUGGCUCAUUUUUUUCACCGAUCAUCUUUUUAAGUACUAGUGGUUCUACCGAAAAUUCGGCGGCUUCUACUGAACUUCCGAAAUCUUCCGACAUGGAAGUUGAUAUAGUGCAUCCUCAAAUGGAAAUUGAAAUGGUUGAAUCCGCACUUGAAUGUGUGCAAACAGAGAAAGAAAAUCAACAUUCCGGUGAAGAAGGAUCACUUCGUCGUAGCAUACGGCUUGCUUCCACUCCUUCGUCAACUUCGGCACCAUCGCGAAGUUCUAGAAAGACCAUGCGUAGUGCGUCAGACGAGAGUAGGGUGACAUCACGCGCCGUGUCAACACCUAAUAAACCCAUAACUGAUCUGACCUUCGCUGAUCUCAAUUUGUCCGCUAUUCCGGGUGACGCUAGAAGCAUCUCACGUAAAUCAGGUGAUUACUUGUGCUACAAUUAUUGA
Ostertagia ostertagi is the source of this 3051-nucleotide messenger RNA. The record is from the annotation of a GenBank genome assembly. NCBI's taxonomy places the organism in Eukaryota, Metazoa, Nematoda, Chromadorea, Rhabditida, Trichostrongylidae.